Asterias rubens (European starfish) is the source of this 4119-nucleotide messenger RNA. RefSeq lists its product as uncharacterized. Gene Ontology annotation, molecular function: aspartic-type endopeptidase activity; nucleic acid binding; zinc ion binding. Bases 1 to 4119 code for a protein of 1372 amino acids. The record is from RefSeq and is a predicted model, not a curated record. The transcript has a single exon. Lineage: Eukaryota; Metazoa; Echinodermata; Asteroidea; Forcipulatida; Asteriidae. Gene Ontology annotation, biological process: proteolysis; DNA integration.
AUGGAGAAAACAGUAAUCCCCAUAUUUGACUGUUUUUCAGAGCCAGCAACCCUUGGACCACGAUGGGAAAGGUGGCUGAUGUCGUUUGAGCUCUAUGCAGACGGCAAAGGCCAUAUUAUUGGGUCCACCACAACACCGGAGGUGAAGCAACGAAGACGUGCACUAAUGCUCCAUCUAGCCGGACCGGACGUACAGGAAAUUUUCUUGACGCUACCUGACACGGGCGCUGCUACUGAUUUUGACGCUGCCAAAACCGCACUGAACAAAUACUUCGUGCCACAGAAAAAUGCAGCAUUUGCACGGCAGACUUUUCACCAAGUUGUCCAGAAGGAAGGGGAAACGGUAUUACAAUUUGUAACCAGACUUUGGAGAGCGGCUAGAGACUGUGAUUUUGGAGGUGAAAAAGACAACCAGAUAAGAGAUGCUGUGCUGAGUAAGUGCAAAUCUGAUUACGUUAGACGCAAGCUAUUGGAAGCAGGGGAUGAACUAACUUUAGCAAAGGCAAUGAAAGUAGCUGAUAAAUGUGAAAAGGUAGAAAGUCAGAUGGCUGCACUGUCUGUCAAGGGCAAAACCUAUCAGUCUGACACUACUGUCAACAUGGUGUCUGACAGAAAACCAAAGCCUCAUGACAAAUCAAGCAAGCCUAAGAAAUGGACCCAACAAUCCAAACAUCAGAGACAGGAAAACCAAUCGGUGAAAUCCGCAACCACUACCAUGACUACCAAAGGUGCUUGUUACAGGUGUGGUCGAACUGGGCAUUUUGGUCGAGACCCUAAGUGCCCCGCAAGAGGCCAGACAUGCCAAAAAUGUUCUGGAAGAGACCAUUUCGCCAAAGUCUGCAAGACCAAGUCCAAGCCAACAGUCAACCAAAUCGAUGAGCAACAUCUUGAUUCAGAACCAUCGCAUGACUAUGCAUUUCUCAUUCAUGAGAAUACUUACUCGAAUAAGAUGAAAGUAACUGUUGGUGGAAUUGACCUCCACAUGUUGAUUGAUUCUGGGGCCACGAGCAACGUUAUUGAUGAACAUACAUGGGAAUCACUGAAAAAUGCAAAAAUUAAGUGUGAAUCCCGUGUCGCCCCACCAAACAGGAAAUUGUGGGCAUACGGUGCUGACCAAGCCCUAUCAUUGAAAGGUCUCUUCAGCUGUGAAGCGAGUAUAUCGGGAAAAUCUGUACCAGCUGAAUUCAUCGUCAUUAAAGGCAAAGGUGUUCCCUUACUUGGCAAAGUUACUGCAAUGGAGUUGGGUGUACUCAAAAUUGGAGUGGAUGCAGCUAACAGUCCUCCACACACCACAGCGGUAGCCAGUAUUGAUGAGCGCACAAAGAGUGGCUCGACCCAGUUCCAUAAGCAAUUUCCAGAUGUGUUCAAAGGCGUGGGUAAGCUCAAAACUGAACAAGUGAAGCUUCACAUUGACCCCUCUGUAAAGCCAGUAGCACAACCACUAAGACGCACUCCAUUCAAUUUGCGCAGUCGAGUGGAGGAAAAGAUUCGUGAAUUGGAGGAUCUCGAUAUCAUUGAGCGUGUGGAUGGUCCAACCCCUUGGGUCAAUCCAGUAGUCACGGUGCCAAAACCGAAUGGUGACAUACGACUCUGCCUCGACAUGAGACGUGCUAAUGACGCAAUAAUACGCGGUCGUCAUCCAAUACCGACAGUAGAUGAACUGUUACAGACAAUGAAUGGAUCAAAGUUCUUCAGCAAGCUCGACCUCAAAUGGGGCUAUCACCAGUUGGAACUUGAUAACGAGUCGCGAGGGAUCACAACCUUUGUUACUCAUUGCGGUCUCUACCAAUACAAACGCCUUCUCUUUGGAGUUAGCUCUGCCAGUGAGCAAUACCAAUACAUGAUCGCAAAGACACUAGCGGGACUUGAAGGUGUGGAAAACAUCUCAGACGACAUCAUCGUUCAUGCGUCUGACAAGAAGACACACGAUAACAGAGUAUUCGCAGUGUUACGCAGAUUGGAGGAGGUAGGUCUUACCUUGAACCAAGAGAAGUGCCAGUUUAACAUGAGUCGGUUGGUAUUCAUGGGAAUCCUACUAUCAGAGAAAGGCAUUGGUCCUACACAAGAGCGCGUAAGAGCUGUAGCAGAAUUUCGCGAACCGGAAAACGUCUCAGAGAUUCGAAGCUUUCUUGGCCUCGUUGGGUUUAGUAGCAGAUUCAUACCUAACUUUGCUACAGUGUCAGAUCCACUUCGAAAGCUAACCAGGAAAGGAAUUCCAUUUCAAUUUGGACCUUACCAGCGAACAGCCUUCAAUUCGCUAAAGGAGAGCCUCGCAAACGCAACUACGCUCGCGUACUAUGACAAGAACGCACCGACAAAAGUGAUAGCUGACGCGAGUCCAGUAGGACUGGGUGCCGUUUUAAUCCAGGAACAACACGACGGUUUAGUUCCAGUCUGCUAUGCCAGUCGCAGUCUGACAGAUUGCGAGAGGAGAUAUUCGCAAACAGAGAAGGAAGCCCUAUCACUCGUCUGGGCUUGUGAAAGAUUUCACGCAUUCAUCUAUGGUCGCAGUUUUGAACUACUGACUGAUCACAAACCAUUGGAGGCGAUAUAUGGACCCCGAUCUAAACCAUGUGCACGAGUUGAGCGAUGGGUAUUACGCCUACAGCCAUACGAGUACAAAGUUGUAUACAUCCCCGGACGCGAUAACAUCGCCGACGCUUUGUCCCGGCUUUCGCAGGAAAAGAUUCAACUCAAGCAUGACCACGGGGCAGAGGACUAUGUGCGUUUUGUAGCCAUCUCUGCCACACCCAGUGCUAUGACAACGAAACAAGUUGAAAGUGCAUCCGCAGAGGAUAAAGAGCUAGCAGAGCUAAGAGAAGCAAUUCGAACCGGGUUCUUUGAAAACUGUAAGGCGUAUGCACCGAUCGCAGGAGAGCUAUGUGUCAUCGGACAGCUGAUAUUACGUGGAACGCGUAUCGUCUUACCACAGAAACUCAGACAACAAGCCUUAGCUCUUGCGCACGAGGGUCACCUUGGUAUUGUGGGAACGAAGCAAAACCUUCGCACAAAAGUAUGGUGGCCAGGAAUGGAAAAAGGUGCCGAAAAGUUCUGCAGAUCGUGCCAUGGAUGUCAAAUUGUAGCACGACCUGACCCCCCCGAGCCACUGAGACCAACCACGCUCCCUGACGGUCCUUGGCAGGACUUAGCAACGGAUUUACUUGGACCAUUUCCAUCAGGACAUUCCGUUCUAGUAGUUAUUGAUUACUACAGCCGAUACUAUGAGUACCAGAUACUGAGUUCCACUACCGCAGACAAAGUCAUUGAUUCCCUAGAGGAAAUCUUCAGCCGUCAUGGACUUCCAGUGACACUGAAAUCCGACAAUGGUCCCCAGUUCCGUUCUCAUGAGUUUCGAGAGUUCUGUGAGGAGAAUGGUAUAGACCAUGUCAAGGUUACAGCUAAGUGGGCUCAAGCAAAUGGCGAAGUGGAACGCCAAAACGACUCAAUCAUGAAACGAAUCCGUAUCGCACAGGCCGAAGGUCAAAACUGGCGAAAGGAACUACGGAAAUACGUCACAAAAUAUCGCGCUACUGAACACCCCGCCACAAGGAAAACUCCAGCUGAGUUGUUGUUCAAUCGGAAAAUGCGCGGGAAACUACCAGUGUUUCAGGCCGAUAAUCAUUCUGACUUGGAAGUCCGGGAUCGCGACGCCGAAAACAAAGGAAAAGCCAAGCUUUACACGGACGCUCGUCGGAAUGCAAAAUACUCGGAGGUGGAAGUCGGUGAUCAAGUCCUUGUGAGACAAGAGAAAACAAACAAGUUUUCUACCCCGUUCAACCCUGAACCCUUCACAAUUGUGAACAAAACCGGCAAUAGUGUCAUAGUUGCCUCCCCGAAAGGUGCUCAAUAUUCGCGAAACACUAGCCAUGUGAAGAAGUUUAUGCAAACUGCACAUGACGCGGAUAUGCCACUGUCUGACCCUGCCAUUCAACCAUCCAAAAUGGAUCACGGAAGUGCAGUCCCUGAACAGAUUCUUGUUUCCCCGACUCAGAGUUUGGCAGAUACCAAUCCAGUCGCGACCCCCCCAACUGUCGUGGACAAACAAUCUUCCCCACACAGUGCCAGACCCAAAAGACAGUGUGGCAUGCAUCCGAAAUACAAAGACUUUGUUCUAAACUGA